UCUCACUUCUUUUCUUCUUCUUCAAACUGCAUUUUCUUGAAAUUAAUACAGUUAAAGAAGUUUUAAAUUUUUUAAAUUAAUUUAACAGUUUAAAAUAAUCAUGGCUGGCGGAGGUUUCUCUGCUGCGUCGUCCGGCGGAAAAGAGUUUGAGGCUAAGAUAACUCCGAUCGUUAUCAUUUCUUGUAUAAUGGCUGCCACCGGUGGUCUCAUGUUCGGUUAUGAUGUUGGUGUUUCAGGGGGUGUGACAUCUAUGCCAAAUUUCUUGCAGAAAUUUUUCCCAACUGUGUAUGACAAGACACAAGAUCCAAAAAUAAACAGUAACUAUUGCAAGUAUGAUAAUCAAGGCUUGCAAUUGUUCACAUCAUCACUUUACUUGGCUGGUUUAGUUGCAACUUUCUUUGCAUCUUACACCACCAGAAACUUUGGCCGGCGGCCUACUAUGUUGAUUGCCGGCAUUUUCUUUAUUGUUGGUGUUGUUCUUAACUCUGCUGCUCAAGACCUUGCCAUGCUCAUCAUCGGCAGGAUUUUACUUGGUUGUGGUGUUGGUUUCGCCAAUCAGGCUGUGCCUCUGUUUCUAUCCGAGAUAGCACCUACAAGAAUACGUGGCGGUCUAAACAUACUCUUCCAGCUUAAUGUCACCAUCGGAAUUCUUUUCGCGAACCUUGUCAAUUAUGGUACUGCGAAAAUUGAUGGUGAAGGCUGGAGAAUAUCAUUGGGACUGGCGGGCAUUCCUGCACUUCUCUUGACUGUAGGGGCUCUCUUUGUAUCAGAAACUCCUAACAGCCUCAUAGAGCGCGAUCGUCUGGAGGAAGGAAAAGCGGUCCUCAGAAGGAUUAGGGGCACAGAUAAUAUUGAGCCAGAGUUCUUGGAGCUAGUUGAGGCAAGCCGUGCAGCGAAAGCAGUGAAACACCCCUUCAAGAAUCUUAUGAAACGGAGGAACCGCCCCCAGCUGGUUAUAGCAGUAGCCUUGCAGAUUUUCCAGCAAUUCACAGGAAUCAACGCAAUCAUGUUCUACGCUCCUGUCCUAUUUAGCACGGUAGGAUUCGGCAGCGAUGCUGCACUCUAUUCCGCCGUUAUAACUGGCGCUGUCAAUGUUGUUUCUACCGUUGUGUCCAUUUAUUCAGUGGAUAAAUUAGGCCGUCGAAUGCUCCUAUUGGAAGCCGGUAUCCAAAUGUUCGUGUCUCAAGUCAUAAUUGCAAUAAUACUGGGGAUCAAGGUUACAGAUCACUCGGAAAAUCUUUCGAAAACAUUCGCGGUAUUAGUCGUAAUCAUGGUUUGCACAUUUGUUUCGGCUUUUGCUUGGUCGUGGGGGCCUCUAGGAUGGCUAAUCCCGAGUGAAAUUUUCCGGUUGGAAACACGGUCAGCCGGACAAAGUGUGACCGUUUGUGUUAACUUGCUCUUCACGUUUGCCAUAGCACAAGCUUUCCUAUCUAUGCUUUGCCAUUUCAAAUUUGGUAUCUUCUUGUUCUUCUCUGGUUGGGUACUUGUCAUGUCGUUUUUCGUGUUUUUCUUGGUACCGGAGACGAAAAAUAUACCGAUCGAAGAGAUGACAGAGAGAGUGUGGAAGCAGCAUUGGUUCUGGAAGAGAUUUAUGGAUGAUUAUGAAGAUGGAGAAAUUGAAAUGAAGAAGCCAGCCAAAAAUGGGCAUAGUAAUGGAUUUAAUUCGGUUACUCAGUUGUAAAUUUGACUGAAAGUAAUAUAUACAUAUAAUAAUUAAUAUA
Mercurialis annua (annual mercury) is the source of this 1721-nucleotide messenger RNA. Its product is annotated as sugar transport protein 13. NCBI's taxonomy places the organism in Eukaryota, Viridiplantae, Streptophyta, Magnoliopsida, Malpighiales, Euphorbiaceae. Gene Ontology annotation, molecular function: monosaccharide transmembrane transporter activity. The transcript has 5 exons. Gene Ontology annotation, biological process: monosaccharide transmembrane transport. Gene Ontology annotation, cellular component: membrane. The coding region runs from base 101 to 1681 and encodes 526 amino acids. The record is from RefSeq and is a predicted model, not a curated record.